This is a messenger RNA of Cadophora gregata, 2112 nucleotides long. RefSeq lists its product as uncharacterized. The record is from RefSeq and is a predicted model, not a curated record. NCBI's taxonomy places the organism in Eukaryota, Fungi, Ascomycota, Leotiomycetes, Helotiales, Ploettnerulaceae. The transcript is spliced from 11 exons. Bases 1 to 2112 code for a protein of 703 amino acids.
AUGGACUCUCCUGAUCCUCUUCCUAGGCCCUUCAGCCUCGCCCGCCAGCAGCUCCGUCGUCAAGAAUCAGAACGGCUACUACCGCUACACCGUGCUCCGGAUAGUUGUCUAGAAGACCGGCGUGCAGAUCUACCUGUUUAUUUCACCAUCCAUAGAAUACGAAGAGAUGUCAUUGCAGCGAUUGAUGAUCCAUACAGUAUUGAGCAGCUUCGAGAUCCACGAAUGAAUUUGACAGUUGUUCGGCCGCUUGUUGACAGAUACUAUGCAUUGAACGAUGUCUCCAUGGUUUACUGCCUCCUGGUAAAUAGGACUCAUUUUCAAAGGGAGCAAUUGACACAGGGACAUCAACAAAGUGUUUGCAGCACUCGUGCUUUACUUUGUGAACUUCUUGCCAAUCGGAUUCUCAGGCGCUUCCACGAAGACAAUAACGGUGCACAAGGCUUGUUGCUACUUUCUCGGAUCCUGGUUGGAGGCUUUGACCCGUUCCAAGGUGCUCCGUCCCAUAUCGUGGCCGAGAAUAGUCAAUUUUCAUGGGCGAUACAGACGAGGACUGGAUAUAGACGAAAGCUGCCAGCUCUUGAAAUUGCCAUUAUUUCCGAGAGUAAAAUAUUCCUUAGCUCAUCAGCUUGCCAAAUGGUCGUGGCCGCGAUAUACGAAGGCCGAGUGAUAUAUACGCCAACAUCUUUCAUCGACAUACUACCAGACCAUUACAAGCAAAAGCCAAUCGAAUUGUACAAUCCACGUAAAGCACAUGUCUUCAAUCAAUAUCGUCUCGUCGUCCCGCGGACGAGAAACGUCCUAGAAGUUGCUCAAUUCAUUGUGCUUUUAUUCUUGUUCUUGUUCGUUAUGGUGAACAGAGAUCCAAGUACAUUGCGAGGCGUGGAGCUGGCAUUCAUCAUCUACACACUCGGCUGGGUCCUUGAUCAAAUUGCAAGCAUACUUGAACACGGCUGGAAUGUAUAUACCCAGAAUCUUUGGUCUUUCCUCGAUGUAGCUUUCUCGGCAAUAUUCGGCAUUUAUUUGGUUCUUCGUAUACAUGGUUGGCGAACAAGGAAGUUUGGGCCGGCGCAACAAGCCAUGGAUGUUUUAGCAUUGGGGGCACCUGUAUUGAUUCCUCGGCUCGCGUUCAAUCUCAUGUCCGAAAACAUGCUUUUCGUCUCCCUCCGCGCGAUGAUGAGGAACUUCACUGUCUUGACCAUUCUAGCCUGCUGGUGCUUUGCCGGGUUCCUCCUCUCCAUGACAUGGCUGAGCAACGGUGUACACGAGCCAAUCACCAUAUCGAAAUGGAUGUUGUGGGUGUGGUUUGGUCUGGACGGCACUGGAAUACAGCGAUCAGUCGAUUUCCAUUGGCUUCUUGGCCCAGUCCUUAUGGUAGCCUUUGCAUUUCUAGGGAAUACACUUUUCCUUACGAUCCUGGUGUCCAUGCUCAGUACAACAUUUUCGACAAUCGUGUCUAAUGCUACGGCAGAGAUCCAAUUUCGACGAGCAGUACUAACCCUCGAAGGCGUCAAAUCAGAUGCAAUCUUCGCCUAUCAACCACCGUUUAAUAUUCUGGCGCUAUUCCUCCUUACGCCCCUUACGUACAUUCUUACCCCUCGAUGGUUUCACAAGGUCAAUGUCGCAGCUGUUCGAAUAAUCAAUGCACCUCUGCUAUUAGUAAUCAGCGUUGUUGAGAGACGUUGUCUCUGGAGUGUGCAUGGGGGUGGGCACGAUGAAGCAUUAUCGAAGUCGAAAGGUCGACCCACUUUACGGGGGUUCUCCAGGGGGUUCUCUGUCCACGGAGAUAUACAGGCGGUCUUCGACGUAGUGGCCCCCGAGUCAAUAGAGGGCGAAGCGCCAAAUGAAAGCGAUCCUGACAGUGAUGUCUUCGAGGAAGCAUUCGUAAGAAAGUUUGGGCAAGAAGCGACAUCUAAAAGUAGAAGCGGGAUAGGCAAGAGUAGAAGGGACUCAGUGGCGCCAUUUGGUAUGUUUGGUGAUUGCAUCAUGGACAUGUUGAGUGAAGAAGACGAAGAUGGGGAGGGCAAUGAUGCAUUGGCAAGGCUGGCAAAAUUGGAGAAAGCGACUUUUAGGAUCGAGAAGAUGCUGGAAAAACAUGUGUGGAGGGGCGAAUAG